GCUGCUCUCGGUGGGGCUGUUGGCAAUCUGCAAAAAGUUCGGGCAUUUCUUCGGGUCCGUCUACGGGAUUAUGGUGUUUUAGAUUUUGAUGCGACUGAUGUGCGUAGGCAGCCUCCUGUUGACACAACUUGGCAACAGAUCUAUUUCUGCUUAAGAACUGGAUAUUAUGAUGAGGCAAGAAGUGUUGCUCAAUCAUCUCACGUUGCACAGCACUUCGCCCCUCAGCUCGCAGAGUGGAUCUCGACCGGCGGUGCCGUCUCACCAGAGAUCGCUAUUUCCGCUUCAGAAGAAUGCGAGAAAAUGUUGAGAAUGGGCGAUCGAGCAGGUCGACCUGGUUAUGACAGGAAGAGGUUACUUCUUUAUGCUAUUAUUUCUGGUUGCCGCCGUCAAAUUGAUAGAUUACUUAGAGAUGUACCGGGACUCUUUACCACCAUAGAGGAUUUCUUGUGGUUCAAAUUGUCGGCAGUGCGCGACUGCCCAGCUGAUUCCUCUUCCGUCGUUCUCAGUGAAGGCUUGGUGCCAUACACUCUAGAUGAUCUCCAAAGCUACUUAAAUAAAUAUGAACCAUCAUAUUAUACGAAAAAUGGGAAGGAUCCCCUUGUUUAUCCCUAUGUGUUACUUUUGAGCAUUCAGUUACUUCCAGCAAUUCUCUACUUGUCUAAGGAAGUUGGAGAGGAAGGAUACAACAUCGAUGCUGUACAUAUUUCUAUUGUUUUAGCUGACCAUGGGGUCCUUUUGGAAGGUUCUGGAACUGGCCAGAAGAUGGGUAUUAUGGAUGCUUGUGCAGAAGUUGCCAGCAUUAUAAGGCAGUAUGGUUCCGUUUUCUUGAGGCAUGGCAAUCUUGAACUGACAUUGGAAUAUUAUGCACAAGCAGCUGCUGCAAUGGGUGGAGGGGAGAUAUCGUGGAUUGGGCGAGGAAAUGCCGAUCAGCAAAGGCAGCGGAGUUUGAUGUUGAGACAACUGUUGACCGAGAUAUUACUAAGGGAUGGUGGUAUUCCUCUUUUGCUUGGUCCAAGAGGUACGGGAGAUGAAGGGGAACUUAGAAAGUAUAUGAUGGAUUGGAGAAGUCGUGAGCAGUUCUUACUUGAAGCUGCCCAUCAAUGCCAAGAAGCCGGUCUCUACGAAAAGUCCAUAGAGAUAUAUAAAAGAGUUGGAGCUUUCGCAACGGCCUUAGAGACGAUAAACAAGUGUCUUUCCGAUGCAAUAUGUGCCAUGUUGCGUGGUAGGUUAGAUGGUGACAGCCGUGCUGCUGCUCUAAUUUAUUCUGGCAAUGAUGUUCUGGAGACAUUCAAAUAUCCUUCCGAAGCCAGGCUUCAAGACAAGGAACUUAUUUCUGAACAGCAAACAGUAUUAAGGCAGCUCGAAGCUAUUCUAUUUGUCCAUAAGCUAGCUAGAGCAGGCCAAUAUGUGGAUGCUCUGAGGGAAAUCACAAAGCUCUCCUUCCUUCCAUUGAAUCCUCGAGCACCGGAUGUCACGGCUGAUGUCUUUAGGAACUUAUCACCUCAUGUUCAAGCAUGUGUGCCGGAUCUCCUCAAGAUUGCUCUUAGUUGCAUAGAUAAUGUUGCAGAUACUGAUGGAACUCUCCGUGCUUUGAAGUCUAAGAUUGCAAAUUUUGUAGCGAACAACAUGACAAGGAAUUGGCCACAGGAUUUGUACGAAAAGAUCGCUCGAAGCAUAUAGAGGCUUGUGCCCUCUUCCUAAACCAAUGAAAAAGCUUCAUGAUAUGGGGUGAGUGAAUAAUUUGCAUGUGUCUGGCUCCCUUUUUAAUAGAAAUGCUAAUUAUGUUUUCUCCUCAACCUUGUCUGAGCAUACUAACUGAUUUGGACCAGAUAUUUAAUAUCAGAAACUGAGCCUGAAUGAUGGUUGCUGUUGUGACCAUUACCUUCAUUCUA
Messenger RNA from Ananas comosus (pineapple), 1892 nucleotides. Its product is annotated as nuclear pore complex protein NUP93A-like. Lineage: Eukaryota; Viridiplantae; Streptophyta; Magnoliopsida; Poales; Bromeliaceae. Gene Ontology annotation, molecular function: structural constituent of nuclear pore. Gene Ontology annotation, biological process: protein import into nucleus; poly(A)+ mRNA export from nucleus. Gene Ontology annotation, cellular component: nuclear pore. The annotation marks the transcript as partial. The record is from RefSeq and is a predicted model, not a curated record. The transcript has 7 exons.